Molecule: messenger RNA, 1436 nt
Organism: Odontomachus brunneus
Lineage: Eukaryota; Metazoa; Arthropoda; Insecta; Hymenoptera; Formicidae
Exons: 7
Coding region: 1-1218 (405 amino acids)
Biological process (GO): sensory perception of taste
Cellular component (GO): membrane; axon; dendrite
Source: RefSeq, a predicted model, not a curated record
AUGGCCACGUCGACCACCAAUCAACAGGGCGUACAACCCCUCCUCGUCACCUGGUUUAUUAUCGGCUUGGGGAUCUAUCCUACGAAUCGAGCGAAGCCGUGCUUCAGUGCUUUGUAUUCUUUGUUGCUGUGGUGCGCUUACGGCUGCUUCUACUACCUCAUAAUGUUUUUUAUUUGGGACAUAACAUUUCGGAAAAAUCUUUCGAUAAUCCUGAAUGUGAUCAACAUGCUCACUACACUCAUGUCCGUAAUCAUCGGCUUGUUUUAUGAUAAGAAAUUAAGGACUUGCAUUAAGAGGCUCGCCAUUGUGGACGACACGUUGGAAGAGUUGGGGAUUCCAAAAAUGUACCAAGAGAUGCACAUGUGGUCAAAACGGGUAGUAGCUGGAUGGGUCGUUUACAUACUCUUCAUAAAUACCUAUGAUUUCUUCCGGUGGCGGAAAGUAUCGCAGUCUAAUUGGGCGUAUCUCAUACCUCAUGUGAUAAAUCAUUGUUAUUACGUCAACACAUUCGUGGAUUUGACGUUUAUCUUCUUCAUGUGGUAUAUAGGGACCAGAUUCGACAAACUGAACGAAAAUGUACGAGGACUGCUGGUGAACGAGGAGUACGGCUUGAAGUGUACGUGGAAGAAACCAGUGGUUGCUGUUUACCGACAUAUCUAUACCGAUGAUUAUAAGCGAGUGUUGUGGACCUCAAUGCAUCUUCAGCUAGAAUUAUGUCGCAUCGCGCGUGAACUGAACCUGAUAUUCGGAACGCAGAUGACUUUGGAGAUGUUGACCUAUCUCUUAGACUUUACGUCACUGGCGUUUUAUUUUUGUAUGGGGCUGCUCAUUUGGAAAGGCAUAUCAAUAUAUAUCUGGCUCAGCGGCAUUAUAUUGGCCUGCAUAUGCAUCAUAAGACUCUACUCCAUUAAUUACAUUUGCGAGAGCUUGAGCGUUAAGGCUAAUAAAAUUGGCGAGACAAUUCAUCAGCUGACAAUUAUUCUACGAUACGCCGACAUGCACCAAGAGCUUUGUCAAUUCAUUUUGCAAACUAUGCGUCAACCACUGAAGUUCACCGGUCUAAGGCUCUUUUGUUUCGGCAGCAAGUUACUCUGGAAGUUUUGCGCGGUUGUUGCAACUUUGGUGAUGCUCAACAUGCAAUGGUCUCCAGAGUUACAGGUGUAUAAUAAUUCGCGUUCGAAGAUAAACAACAAUACUUGGAAGAAUCUAUUCGAAUGAGAAUGUAAGGAUGUGUGAAAAUCGCUUUACAAUCGAUCCUCUAAUUAGGGAUGACAUAAUGUCCAUUCAAUCCUAUACCGCGGAUUAACGAUAUACCAUACCAAUAAUGAAAUGCAACAAUACGUGCCUUAUUACAUAUCAGCUUUCCGCCGUAGGAAAAAAUCAAACAAACUCAGUGUCUCUUUCCUUUCCCCGUUCUCAUUCCGGUAAAACUUUAG